Molecule: messenger RNA, 1533 nt
Organism: Amphiprion ocellaris (clown anemonefish)
Lineage: Eukaryota; Metazoa; Chordata; Actinopteri; Pomacentridae
Product: zinc finger protein 37-like
Exons: 2
Coding region: 109-1149 (346 amino acids)
Source: RefSeq, a predicted model, not a curated record
GGUUCCGGCAGCGUUAGGGCUAAGGUUAGCUUAGCUGAUGUGGGGACGUUCUUGAGGACGGUUUUGUUGUUGGUGUCGUAGGUGAAUAUUUCAGUACUUAAACUAAAAAUGUCUUCAACAUUUAGACAUUUUAUAAACGAGCGACUAACUGCUGCUGCUGAAGAAAUAUUCUCAGAGUUUGAGAAAACCAUCGUCCAGUACGAGGAGGAGAUCGAUCGUCAGCGCAGACUGCUGGAUAACAUCUGGAAACCACAGAUAACACAACACACAGCAGAUCUCCCACAGCAACAUGUGUAUAAGGAGGAGGAAGUUCUCGCUUCCCAGCAGCUCUGUAAUCUGGAGAAGAACUCCAGUCUGGACCUGGACGACCAAGAGCAUCUGCAGAUGAAAGAGGAACAGGAGGAACUCUGCACUGGUCUGGACCUGGAGGACCCACAGCCUUCACAAAUUAAAGAGGAGCAGGAGGAACUCCGUACCAGUCAGGAGGGAGAGCAGCUCGUACUGAAACGAGAGAUUGAUGAGAGUCGUCAACACAGUGACCUGCCCUCCUCUCAUUACUGUCCUGUAGAUGAAGCUCCAGGUCAGGAUGGAAGGAAGCUCAUAGACUCAGGAUCAACCAGAAAUGCAGAGCCAAACCCAGAUAAGAGAUCUCACAGAAACAACAGUCACAGCAACACGGUAGACGACUCUCCUGUAUCUGAGAGUCGGUGUAAAACUGAUACACAAUGUGACGUCUGUGGAAAAAUUUUUAAAGACAAGUACCAAAUGAAAAGGCAUCAGAGAAUUCACACAGGUGUGAAACCAUACGCUUGCAACUUUUGUGGGAAAAGAUUCUGUCAGAUAUCAUCAGUUAAAUAUCACAUAAGAAUCCACACAGGUGAGAAGCCACAUUCUUGCGACACAUGUGGCAAAAGUUUCAGAACUAGUGAUGGUUUGACCGUCCACAGGAGGACUCACACGGGUGAGAGACCAUAUUCCUGUAAAACAUGUGGCAAACGUUUCACUCAGAAUGGUAGUUUGUCUGCUCAUAUGAGUAUUCACACAGGCCAGAAGAAGUAUUCUUGUAGGGUAUGUGGAAAAAAUUUUACUAAAAGUGGUAAUUUAAAUAUGCACAUGAGAACUCACACAGGCGAGAGGUCAUGGUCCUGAAACCUCUUGAAAAUACUUGUAAGAAUAGCUGUAGGUUACAAGUAGAUCUUUCAGAGUUGACUCACCCUCAGACUGUGCUUCAGCAAUGAUCCUGGGAAUGAAAUCAGGUUUCCAUCUGUGGCAGCCUCCAGAAUCCGUGUCAGGUUGUCAGACUGUCCAGUGCUGAGUUACACUGUAGGUGGCGUAGUACAACAGAUUUUUUCUGAAGUUUGUUCUUGUCCUUCACCAACUGUCACUGAACUACUGUGAUCCUGAAGAAAUAUUAAAAACCUUAAGAAUAGUUCUGAAUAGUUCCAACCAAAACUACCUGACAGCAGAUUCCUUCCCUUCUCAUAAUCUGUAAAUUGACUAAAAAUGACACAUAAAAAUGUCUGCUGAACCAUG